GAGCUGUCACAUGAGCGCGUUAUCCAAUGAAGACCUCUCUAACGCUCUGAUCCGGCGCGGAGGAAGACGCUCAGACGCCGAGGAGGACCUCAGACCUGUUAGAUCCGCUCCUGAAGUUUGUGAAGGGCUGAAAGCACCGGAGCUGAAUGAUAAAGACGCGGCCGGCGCACGCUGGACGCGCGGGUUAACGAUACAGACAGAACAGACGCGCCGAGCAAUCUCCAGCAAUAUACAUUUUCUUUUCAAUUUUCCAAUCAGCAUCGCAUUCCUUUGAUACUUUCACACAGCCUUCGUUUCAUUUGAUCCCUGGCCGAUUACUCUAAGGUAUUUUAUAGGCGCGCCUUAUUUUAUGUGAUAAAGGAGUUAACGCGAUGUUUAGGCGGCUAUGAUAUCAGCCGUGAUGUGGCCGGAAUGCACGCGCACAAAUACGCUCUUGAAUAGAGUUUAAUAACGCCGGACAUCUCUAGGGCGCUUUUUCGACGACAAUCAUUUUUCUUUUAAUUUUUUGUUUUGUUUGGUCAAACGAGCGUCUAACGGAAGCGCGUGCUCUGUCGCUCAGUCUCAGGCGCGUCUGUGAGGGAGAUGGACUUCACGGCGGACGAGGAGCUGGAGGAGUUGUGUCCGGUGUGUGGAGAUAAAGUGUCCGGGUACCACUACGGCCUCCUUACCUGCGAAAGCUGCAAGGGUUUUUUCAAGAGGACGGUGCAGAAUAACAAGAGAUACACGUGCACACAGAACCAGGACUGUGGCAUUGACAAAACCCAGAGGAAGAGAUGCCCCUUCUGUCGCUUCCAGAAGUGCCUCAGCGUCGGCAUGAGACUCGAGGCUGUCCGUGCGGAUCGAAUGAGAGGAGGCAGGAACAAGUUCGGUCCCAUGUACAAGCGGGACCGUGCCCUGAAACAGCAGAAGAGAGCUUUAAUCAGAGCCAGCGGCUUUAAAAUAGAGGCCAACCCGUCCCUCCUGUCCAGCAGCCAGACCGAGUACACGCUUCCCGGAUCGCUCUCAGGUCUCCAUCCCACUUCCCUGUCCUCUCCGGAGUACGACUGCCCUCCUCUCUGCCCCCCGGCCCUGGGUGUAGCGCUGCAGAGCUACGGCUCGUUCCCGGCUCAGUACCAGUACACGGCUCCCUCCUUACCCAGCAGAUCGAUCAAAGCAGAGUACCCAGACGUGUACUCCAGUUCCCCAGACUCCUCACUGGGGUACCCUUACCCCGACGGCUGCAUGCCCGCGUCUCCACACACCAGCCCCAUGAACCCCGGCUUGCCCCCGCUGGUGCUCGAGCUGGUCAGCUGCGAUCCGGAUGAGGAGCAGGUGAGAGGCAAGAUCUGUGCGUACCUUCACCAGGAGCAAAGCGGCAAGGGGAAGCUGGACAAGCCUCGGCCCUUCAGCCUGCUGUGUGUCAUGGCAGAUCAGACAUUGUUCUCAAUAGUCGAGUGGGCAAGAAGCUGUGUCUUCUUCAAGGAACUAAAGGUAGGAGAUCAGAUGCGACUGCUGCAUAACUGCUGGAGCGAGCUGCUGCUUCUCGAUCACAUCUGCAGACAGGUGCAUCAUGGGAGAGAGAACAGCCUGCUGCUCAUUACUGGACAGGAGGUGGAUCUGUCGGCUGUGUCUGACGCAGGACCUCCUCUGGCCAGCAUGGUUCAGAGAGGACAGGAGCUGGCCAGGAGACUGCAGCUGCUGCAGGUGGACAGACGAGAGAUGGCCUGUCUCAAGUUUCUCAUCCUCUUCAACCCCAAUGUGAAGCUCCUGGAGAACCAGCAGUACGUGGAGAGCGUUCAGGAGCAGGUGAACAGCGCUCUGCUGGAGUACACGCUCUACUCUUACCCUCAGUGUCUGGACCGCUUCAGUCAGCUGAUCCUGCGGCUGCCCGAGGUCCGGUCUCUCAGCGCGCAGGCCGAGGACUUCCUGUGCUACAAGCACCUGUGCGGAGAAGUGCCCUGCAACAACCUGCUCAUAGAAAUGCUUCACUCCAAGAGGUCCACCGCCGUCUGAAAGCGAGGCCGCUUCGAGAGUUUAAGCCAUACGCGCGACAUAGCUGGUGAACAGUUUUCCAAAGGCAAUUCUUUCUUAUGUGAUGAAUGUACAGGAUUUUUUUUUCAUUUGUAUUCUUUUAAAAUCAUUCGAGCAUGACAAUCAUUGUCGGACGCGGAGGUGUUUUUAUAGUGUUUCCUUCUUCGUGCCGUUAAUCUCUUAGUCUGAGAGUGACGCUUUACGUAUCUCCGUUAUUUUACCUUAACGCUCCUGUGCUUUUGAAUGGACGACGAUGAGUAUUGUGAUUUUCUUUCGAAUACGUUUAAGUUGGUAUUUCAAAAAAAAAAAUAACAUUCCAAAAGGGCCUGUCCAAAAAUGAAUCGAAUGAGACAAAAGAAGGUAUUUAUUGAAACAAUGUAAUUAACAGUAUCAGUUAAACUAUUUAAAGCACAUUUUUACAUAGAUUACACAUUUAUUUGUCUUUCCAUUUAACUGAAAAAAAAUUGGUUGCAAUAAAAUAAAAUAAACGACACGGAGUUGUUUGAGGACUGUGUGUGUGUGUGUGUGCGGCUAAAAGCAAUCUUACUGUGAAUGGGUCUGUUUCUAAAGACAGACAUGCUGCUCCGCUCUGAGUGUCUCUUCAGCGUGCCAAUAAAAAGAGGUUAUGGGAAGGUCAGAAAACAUUCACACAUGUUGCCACCUUUGUGCGCGGAUAAAGAGAGAGUGCUUCUUUUGAAAUCCAUUCGAACCAAUUAUUUUUCUAUUCAGUUUUAUUCUAAUCAACUGUAUCAUUUGGAAAAAUAAAAAUAAAAUUAAAAAAUCA
Messenger RNA from Puntigrus tetrazona (Sumatra barb), 2794 nucleotides. RefSeq names its product nuclear receptor subfamily 5, group A, member 1a (gene nr5a1a). Gene Ontology annotation, biological process: tissue development; hormone-mediated signaling pathway; regulation of transcription by RNA polymerase II. The coding region runs from base 583 to 1992 and encodes 469 amino acids. Gene Ontology annotation, molecular function: RNA polymerase II cis-regulatory region sequence-specific DNA binding; zinc ion binding; nuclear receptor activity. The transcript is spliced from 8 exons. Gene Ontology annotation, cellular component: RNA polymerase II transcription regulator complex. The record is from RefSeq and is a predicted model, not a curated record. NCBI's taxonomy places the organism in Eukaryota, Metazoa, Chordata, Actinopteri, Cypriniformes, Cyprinidae.